Theobroma umbraticum is the source of this 2418-nucleotide messenger RNA. Its product is annotated as SCARECROW-LIKE protein 7-like. The record is from RefSeq and is a predicted model, not a curated record. Lineage: Eukaryota; Viridiplantae; Streptophyta; Magnoliopsida; Malvales; Malvaceae.
GGGACUUUAUUCAGCUCUCGUCUCGUCCUGCUUCUACUACUAGCUUUCGUUCUUUAAAGCUACACUUCUCAAGUAUCUCUCUUUCUCUUCUUAGCUUAAGCUAAAUCCAAGUUUGUAGAGCUUCUGAUCCAGUUACUCUCGGGCCUACAGUCUUUUUACGAAAAUUUCCGGCGAAGUUUGGCCGGAGGAUGGCAUAUAUGUGCGCGGAUAGUGGAAAUCUAAUGGCAAUCGCUCAACAAGUUAUAAAGCAAAAGCAACAGCAAGAGCAACAACAACAGCAACACCACCAUCAGCAGCAACAGCUCCUUGGUCUCAAUCCCUUUUCUAUAAACCCUUGGCCCAAUACGCACCAUGCCGUUUCCAACGCCCCCAAUCUCGGGUACGGGCUUUCCGGACCUGGUUUUGCCGACCCGUUUCAGGGAGAUACUGGAGAAGGGUUUCAGUUUCCAAACAUCGAGCAUCAACCAGUGGGUUUGGUUCCGGAUUUUUGUGGUGGUGCGGGUGGUGAGUUUGACUCGGACGAGUGGAUGGAUAGCCUAAUGAACAGUGGGUAUCAACGGAUGUUGAAUCUGCCGUCUGGUUGUGAGGCGUGGCAGAAAGGCGAUUUUGGUCUCUACGGUGCCGAUCCCUUUAGUGCUUCGAACCGUCUCAGCGUGACGUGCUCUCCGCCGUCUGAUCUGAACCGAGUGAUUUUCUCAACAGAAGUACAGAAAAACCCUAACACUCUUCAAGCACAGCCUCAGUUACCUACGUGGGCCCCAUCCCCUCCACCUCCUCCUCCUCAAGUGACCGUUAAAGAAACCAAAACAAGUACUCCUCCGAGCCAAACGCCAUCCAUAAACGACGUCGUAGGCGUCUCAUCUACCUCUCCCGAGGCCGAGUCAGCCCCGCUUUUAAAAGCGUUACUCGACUGUGCCAGACUAGCCGAGUCGGAGCCUGGCGCGAUUAAAUCACUGAUUCGACUCAGGGAAUCAGUAUCAGAAUGCGGUCCAACUGAAAGAGUGGCUUUUUACUUCACCGAAGCUCUCCAUAGCAGAGUCUCGCGUCAAGCUGAGAAAAGAUUGACUAUUCUCGAUACGACGUCGGAGGAGUUCACUCUCUCUUACAAAGCUUUAAACGACGCGUGUCCGUACUCAAAGUUUGCUCAUUUAACGGCAAAUCAAGCGAUUCUCGAAGCAACGGAGAGAGCCAGUAAGAUUCACAUAGUGGACUUUGGAAUUGUUCAAGGGGUUCAAUGGGCUGCUCUUUUGCAAGCGUUAGCUACCCGCUCUGCUGGAAAACCGACCCAAAUCCGAAUCUCGGGUAUACCCGCUCCGGUUUUGGGAAAAUCUCCAGCAUCUUCUCUUUAUGCUACUGGUAAUCGUCUCCGUGACUUCGCGAAGCUCCUGGAUUUGAAUUUUGAGUUCGAACCGAUUCUAACUCCAAUUGAGGAGCUUAACGAGUUGAGUUUCCGGGUUGACCAGGAUGAGAUAUUGGCUGUAAAUUUCAUGCUUCAAUUGUACAACUUGUUAGAUGAAGCUCCGGUCACUGUAGAAACCGCUCUCCUGUUGGCUAAAUCUUUGAACCCGAAAAUUGUGACAUUGGGUGAGUACGAAGCGAGUUUGAAUCGAGUUGGGUUCGAGAACCGGUUUAAGAAUGCAUUAAGGUAUUACUCAGCCGUGUUCGAAUCGUUGGAACCGAACUUGCCUCGCGACUCACCAGAGAGAAUCCAAGUUGAGAGACUAUUACUUGGUCGAAGAAUCGCGGGGGUUAUUGGACCUGAAGAAGUGGAAAAACGGAGGGAACGGAUGGAAGAUAAAGAACAAUGGAAGAAUUUAAUAGAAAGUGCAGGUUUUGAAACGGUAGCCCUUAGCCAUUACGCGAAAAGUCAAGCGAGAAUUCUGUUGUGGAAUUACAAUUACAGCUCUUCGUAUUCACUGAUUGAAUCCCAACCUGGAUUUCUCUCUUUAGCUUGGAAGGAGGUGCCUCUACUCACGGUUUCAUCGUGGCGUUGAUGAUUUGUGGGAUCUUCGGCUUCACAGUUGUAAAAUUUUCCACCUGGUAAUUUUUCUCUAGUGUGGAAUGGAACAGAUUUUGAUCUGGGAAGACUCUGGGGCCUCAGCACAGUGAAACAGUGGUAAUAUUUUAAGGGCCAAUUGAGAAGCUUUUUAGGGUUAUUUCCAUGGUUAUAUUAAUUUUUUUCAUUUUGAUUUUGAUCUUAGAUUUUUCUUUUGGUUAUUUUAGUUCUGGGUUCUGUUUUUGUUGGGGUUUUUUUUCUUUUAUGAACAGGUUUGGAACUUUCAGCAUGACAAAAAUUGUAACAUAAGGGAAAAUGAAAUUCGAGAAGAACUUUUCCCGUAGGGUGUCUAGCAACUUUGCACUGUAUAUAAAUUUGAAACCUUUUGAUAUGGUUUAUUUCUUUUUCCUUUCCUCGUUUCA